Messenger RNA from Aethina tumida (small hive beetle), 2253 nucleotides. RefSeq names its product SWI/SNF-related matrix-associated actin-dependent regulator of chromatin subfamily A-like protein 1 (gene Marcal1). The record is from RefSeq and is a predicted model, not a curated record. Lineage: Eukaryota; Metazoa; Arthropoda; Insecta; Coleoptera; Nitidulidae. Gene Ontology annotation, biological process: DNA repair; replication fork processing. The transcript has 6 exons. The coding region runs from base 151 to 2202 and encodes 683 amino acids. Gene Ontology annotation, molecular function: ATP-dependent chromatin remodeler activity; ATP binding. Gene Ontology annotation, cellular component: nuclear replication fork.
AAAAUUCCCAUUGGAUAAAAUUUCAAUUAAAUAAAAUCGAUUUCGAACCAAUGAAAAUUCGAACCACUCAAAAUUCGUUUCAAUGUAAACCUCUCAAUAAACAUCAUCAGCUGAUACAAAUUUGAAACGCUAGCCGUAGAAAUCAUAAAAAUGCAAUGCACAGCAGAACAAAUCGAAGAGAAGCGCCGUCAAGCAAAGGAAAGACUGGCGAGAAAGCUACAAAGUCCAGCGAAACCGCCUCAGUUGCCCAAUUUACAGGUAACACCCUCGAGCACGAGCCCUCGCUUCAAAUUCAACAGAAACAAAACCGCUGGAGUCACGCCGAAAAAAUGUUUCAAGCCGUAUCAAAAACCAACAGAUCAAAAUAUUCAGAUUAACCAGAAGACUUUUUAUGGAAAAAAUAAUUCCAUGGUCACAAUUAAAUUAUCAAUGGUGUCUACUCAGAGAUUUGUGGCUGAUUUGGAUUAUUUGCAGCAAGCUAUUGAUAUUUUUAAGACAAUACCCAGCAGAAACUACUGUACAACUACAAGAAAAUGGGAUUUUUCAUUGAAAGACUAUGCUUUGUUGAUACAGAAAAUAGAGAGUUGUCUAACAAACGUAAUUUUAGAAAAAAUACCUCCUUAUGUAAUAAAGAGUAUGAAGAAAGAACCACAAAAUGUAAAUGUAGAUUGGAACAAACUGGAUCCUGAAUUAGUAGGUGCUUUAAUGCCUUUUCAAAUUGAAGGUGUAAGAUUUGGCAUUGAAAAGAAUGGCAGAUGUUUAAUAGCAGAUGAUAUGGGGUUAGGGAAGACUUAUCAGGCUUUAGCAAUAGCAAAUUAUUACCAAGAAGACUGGCCUUUAUUGAUUGUUACAACAGCUUCAAUGACGACUAGUUGGCAAGAGACAAUUCACAAAGUUUUACCAUCAAUUUCAUUAAUGUACACACAAUACAUGGUAUCAGGAAAGGACUACAUAGGUGACGCAAAAAUCCUUAUAGUCAGCCAUGACAUGAUGUCCAGAGCUAUUGAUAAACUCCUAGAGAGAAAUUUUGGUGUGUUUAUAAUUGAUGAGUCACAUGCAAUAAAAAAUCCUAAAUCUAAAUGUACCAAGGCUGCAAACAAAUUGGGCAAAAAGGCCAAAAGAGUGAUACUUUUAAGUGGUACUCCUGCAUUGUCCAGACCUUGUGAAUUGUAUUCACAAAUUGCUUUGAUCAAUGAAAAUUUCUUUGACAAUUUUUUUGAAUACAGUAAAAGAUACUGUGAUGGCAAGAAGACUCAAUUUGGCUGGGAUGCUACUGGAAAGUCGAAUUUACAAGAACUGGAAGUACUUUUACAAAAAGAGUUUAUGAUCAGAAGAACCAAAAAUGAUGUUCUGAAAACUUUACCCAAUAAAGAGCAAGAGGUUGUUGAACUUGAUGUCAAUUUGAAGCAAUUCAGUAAAGAGGACAGACAGUGUUUAAAAGCACUUGCUGCCAGGUACAACGACGCGACCCAAAAACAGGAAAAACAUAUGGCGCUCUUGCAGUUUUACAAUGAGAGUGCCAGAAUCAAAGUUCCAUCAGUGUGCUCCUAUGUUUUACAAAUGUUGGAACAAAAGAAGAAAUUUCUAAUUUUUGCCCACCACCAUGUUAUGUUAGAUGCAAUUGAAAAAAUAUUAAUAAAAAAGAAUGUCAUGCAUAUAAGAAUUGAUGGAAGCACAACACCAGAACAAAGGAAACAUUUCGUUGAUAAAUUCCAGUUGAACAGUGAAUGUAUUUGCGCUGUACUAUCCAUAACUGCCGCGAAUGCUGGCAUUACUCUAACUGCUGCGCAGUUGGUUCUCUUUGCGGAGCUUCACUGGAAUCCCACUAUUUUGAGUCAAGCAGAAAGUAGAGCUCACAGAAUUGGUCAAGAGCAUCCAGUGUUUGUGCGAUACUUAGUCGGAACAGGGACUGCCGACCAUGCAAUUUGGCAAAUGCUUCAAGAAAAGCAAAAAAUUCUAAGUGAUAUUGGACUGUGCAAAGAUUCGUUCGAAAAUAUUUCCGUAAAAAAACAAGAAGAAGCUGUUAAACCAUUGACUGAAAACUUGAAUAUAACUUCUAACUACACGCCGACAAAAAUGUUAGAUAUCACAACAUACUUUAAAACUGCCAGGAAAAGUGAUGUUAGUUUUAAUGAAAAUUUUGAUGAUAGUGCCUUGCUGGAUGAUGGAAUGGAUGAUUUAUUUUGCGAUAUUGAUAUUUAAUUUUUUUUUUAAUUGUUUGUCUUAUUACAAAAUUAUAAUUAUUUUAUUUUA